Penicillium atrosanguineum is the source of this 1473-nucleotide messenger RNA. Its product is annotated as putative pathogenicity factor. Bases 1 to 1473 code for a protein of 490 amino acids. Lineage: Eukaryota; Fungi; Ascomycota; Eurotiomycetes; Eurotiales; Aspergillaceae. The transcript has a single exon. The record is from RefSeq and is a predicted model, not a curated record.
AUGGGCUCACACACUCCCAUCAAACCUUUUCUUGGGCCUGAGGAAGACAAUCUUCCAUCUACCCCACGCCCUCCUAAACAUGCGUUGAUCCAAGACGUGUUGUCCUCCAUCAAAGAUGAAACAGAGGUUCACGAUGCUCCCAUCUCCACUUCCCUCUUGGGAAGAUCGUUCAACAAAAACGGGUUCGACCCAGAUGAGGCCCACCGAGCCCAGAGAAGAAGAGUGAUCCGGGAUUCAAACCCGUUUGUCGAUAAUCUACGAUCUCAUUCGAAGGAUUCCUUACCAUCUCCAACUCCCGUGAUUUCAGAUGUCAUCCUUCCACCAAUCGAUGAAACUCGCUGCGAUCAUGGCCUUUCUCCCACAGCCAACGGGGACGGUCAAUCUCUCCACCUGCCAAGCCUACCCUUCGACUUUGACCCCAAUGGCUUGGGUCGGUCCAUGCUACCCCCAGAUGGUUGUCACAAGGAACCGGAUGUGAUGAUUGAGGGAAGCCCAGAUGAUUGCAGUUUACAGCCUCCACACGAGGCCGAAGUCCCCCAAGGCACGAAGUGUGAGUUCGCCUCUCCAUGCAGAAUGCAACCUUCUCCGGACGGCAUGCACUACCGCAAGGUUAUCUCGCAUAUCUUCGGUCGCAACAAAGCCACAACAAAGCUCUUCCCUUGUUGGGUCUGGACCCAUUACUGUCGGAAGCACUACCAGCGUGCCAGAUACCGCGCUGACCAGUGGCCUUUCACCCAGUGUGAGCUCCUCCUGGAAUCACUGGGCCGCAUGGAAUCUUGGGGUGGAGUGCGCAGCUUUCAACUCGUCCUUCGUCGCCGUGAACAGCUCCGAUUGGCCAAUGCAGACACCGUAGGCCAGGCACCUGGAAAUGUUGAUCGUCUCGCGACUGGACGCAAACACCCCACGGCAAUCACCUCGCCUGUUCCGGAUUGGCUCCACCGUUGCACGAAUCGCGAGAUGAAUUUUGCCGACAUCCGGCAGUUGGUCUUGAGGGCCCGCACAUGGAUGACUCAGUUGCGAGAGAAGGAAAAGGCUCGACAGGCUGAAGCUUCUGGAUUUGGACACGAUGGGUCUGGUGAACAGAGACCGGUGCGCCAGCAGCCGAGUCGUGUUCGCUUCCCGGAUGUUGAAAUCCUUCCUGUAUUCGAGCGUUGGGUCGUUGAUGAGGCCCUUCGUCAAAGAAACAAUCGGGGUCAUGCUGAUCAGGACCAUGAUGCUCGCAAUGGACACAAUCAUGGUGGCGAGGACGACGACGAGGAGGUUGCUGAUGAUGAGGAUGAUGCUCCAGCUCCAGCUCCUGCUCUUGCAACCACUCGCGAGAUCGGCAGAACUGGCACGAACAGUGGUCGCUCAGCCAGCCAGCGCCGCCGAUCCGAGCGCAACUUUACCAACCAGGUCUCUGGUAGGAAUGGCUCCCAUGUCGCCAAACAUGGUGCAGUGAAGAAGCCGAAAAAACUCACAAAAAAGCAGUGA